GGGUUCAGACUUGCUUCGCUUUCAUGAGGGUUCAGACUUGCUUCGCUUUCAUAGGAGUUCAGACUUGCUUCGCUUUCAUGGAGGUUCUGAUUUGCUUCGCUUUCAUGAGAGUUCUGAUUUGUUUUGCUUUCAUGGAGGUUCAGACUUGCUUCACUUUCAUGAGA
Cetraspora pellucida is the source of this 164-nucleotide messenger RNA. NCBI's taxonomy places the organism in Eukaryota, Fungi, Glomeromycota, Glomeromycetes, Diversisporales, Gigasporaceae. The record is from the annotation of a GenBank genome assembly.